Messenger RNA from Klebsormidium nitens, 1636 nucleotides. NCBI's taxonomy places the organism in Eukaryota, Viridiplantae, Streptophyta, Klebsormidiophyceae, Klebsormidiales, Klebsormidiaceae. The record is from the annotation of a GenBank genome assembly.
GAUUGGCAUUUACCUUACUUGUCUAUUGCACGCCCAGAUACCAACCACAUUGUCCUGCCACGCUUCCAUCUUGCUCGCAGAACUUUCUGCACCGCUUGGAGUCUGAUCAGAGGUUGAAGAUGUCGGUCGGCGUGCUAGUCCCCAUGCUGGAGGUUCCUCCGUCCCCUUCCACGCCAGGGGGAAGCACAUCCUGCGCAGAUGAGUUGAGGCGGUCUCCUCGGCCGUCAUUGGCGGAGUUGAAAGAGAUUGAAAGGCUGCAAGAGGAGGCUGCACGCUGCAGUCUCGCUCAAUUGGCAGAGCCAGUCCUGGCAAAUGCACUGCUCAAGUUUGACACCAAUGCAUUCGGCCAGUCCUUCAGGGAUUAUAAUGCUCACAACGUACGUUACAACACGGUGAUGGAGACCUACCGAUUGAACCAUGUCAACCAGACGUAUGACUUUGUGUUGCGGCAGGAAGAGAAGUACACCAAGCUGCAGAACGGCAGCAUGACUGUAUGGGACGCCUGUGAACUGCUAAAUGGCAUGGUGGAUGAGAGCGACCCGGACCUGGACGAGCCACAGAUUGAGCACCUGCUGCAGACCGCUGAGGCCAUCAGGAGGGAGUUUCCGGACGACGAGUGGUUCCACCUGGUUGGCCUGAUCCACGACCUGGGCAAGAUCCUGUCGCACCCGCGCUACGGGAACGAGCCGCAGUGGGCCGUGGUCGGCGAUACCUUCCCCGUCGGCUGCAAGCACGCGCCGUGCAUCGUGCACAGUCACUUCUUUGCGGACAACCCGGACAGCCAGGACGAGCGAAUGAGCAGCGAGGCGGGGCUGUACGAGCCGGGGUGUGGGCUGGACAAGGUGCACAUGUCGUGGGGGCACGACGAGUACAUGUACCAGGUGAUGAAGCUGAACGGCUGCACGCUGCCGCCCCAGGCCUUCUUCAUCAUCCGCUACCAUUCCUUCUAUGCCCUCCAUCGCGAGAACGCGUACCAGCACCUCCUCAACGACCACGACCGCGAAAUGCUGACGUGGCUCAAACGGUUCAACAAGUUCGACUUGUACAGUAAGAGCAAGACCCGGGUUGACGUGGCGGAGUUGAAGCCGUACUACAUGGGGCUCAUCAACAAGUACUUCCCAGCGGUGCUGAAGUGGUAGAGCGUGACCACGUCAGCAAAUAAGCGCUCGCUUGAAGGCCAGCCAGAGCCAGGCGGGUUUGCCAUAUUGGGAGCAUCCGACGUGAGCGUACUCGGGUUGUGUUUGAACGCUUUAUAUUUCGAUCUGAGACGAAGGUAUGGAUUUGGUGGAUUGCUAUAAACGGCACUGCUAUUAUUUGGAGUCAAAACGGUGAUUUGAGGUUCUUAAAAGCGCGCCCCAGCGGCAAGCCCUGCUUUUAAAGACCAAGUUGGUUCGACCAAGUUGGUUGGAGCGAGAUUGAUUGUCAGCGCAGGUAGUUCAGUAGUUCCUUAUUCCGUUUUAGUGCAAUUGAAGUAGCUACAACGAGAAUUUUCGAUCAAUCAUAGCAGGCACGGCGGCGAACCAUAGCAAGACAGGAGCGUACAUUGAAGUAGCUGCAGAGUAGACUGAACGGAGGGGGAGUAGAGAGACUCACGACGUCGCAUAAGCGUUCGCAAAUCGUAACGACCUUGGACAGC